AUGUGGACUUGGCCCGCCUUAAUUUCCAAACCGGAGAUAAGGGGCAAAUUCAAAUCCAGUACCAAGGAAGGGAUAAGUGGUAUAAUCUCUACCAGACUCGCCAGUAAUCUCCCAAAAGAAAUCAAAGACGCAUUAGGAGAACCCAAUUUGGCGGAAAGACUAAGAGGAAAUAGUGAGGAUAUUAACGAAUCCUUCGAAAGAGUUAAGGCUAUAAUGCGGCGGCAACAAAAAGGCGUCGAGGCAAUAAGGGAAGUCGAAGGACUAAAGGAAACAAUGGAUGAAAGGGAGGAGGAAUACAUGAAGCAAUAUCGACUGUUGACGGAUUCCAACAAACGCGAAAGCAAGGAAUUAAAUCGCCGUAUCGACAUAUUAGUACAUGAAAGGAAUGAUGCUAGGCGAAACUUCGAUCGCGCAGUCAGGGAUAUUGGGGAUAGAGACGCCGAACUUAGACGCGUAACUGCAAAGCUGGAGGCGUCGGUAAUGCAAGAACGGCGGUUAAACGCGGAAAUCAUCGCAAAGGAGGAGCAACUUCGGCAGACAACGCAAGCGAUUGAGGACUUGGAGCACGAAAUGGAUCGACGGCGGGAAAUAAUCGAAGACCAUACUCGCGCCGAAAGAGAAAGGGAAGCAGCCCAAGCGCAAAUAGGAACUCUCGAGGAAAGGGUCGCAGAAUUACAAGCACACAAAGAAGGUUUGGAAAAAGAAUUAGGUCUUACCACCAAGGAAAAGGUAAAGAGAUUCCUUAUGAAGUAUGGCAUUCCGCUGGCAUUUGCUGUCGCCAUUUCAAGCGUAGUAGGAGUAAUCCUUAGCACACUUAAUGCUGCAGGUAAAGGAGCAAAGGCGAUGGGAAAGAAGUUAGGCAAUGGGCUAACGGACUUAG
Molecule: messenger RNA, 880 nt
Organism: Actinia tenebrosa (Australian red waratah sea anemone)
Lineage: Eukaryota; Metazoa; Cnidaria; Anthozoa; Actiniaria; Actiniidae
Product: tropomyosin-like
Source: RefSeq, a predicted model, not a curated record